AUGCAAAAACUCAAAGUGACCAAUCGUAUAUGUCGACUUCCUGGUCGUCUGGAUGGAAAAUUAGUUAUUGUCACUGGAGCGAAUAUUGGUUGUGGACUUGAAUUGACUGGUGAAUUAGCUAGACGUGGUUGUACUGUAAUUAUGGCAUGUCGUGAUUUAGAAAAAGGUUAUUUGGCCAAAGAAUUACUACUGGAUCGAUAUGGUGAUCGUAGUCAAGAGAAAUGGAAAACAUCACCAGCUGGUCCUGGAGUGGAACCAUUUCUUGAACCGAUUAAAACAGCACAGUUAAUUGUGAAACAUCUCGAUUUAGCAUGUUUAGAAUCAAUUCGUCAAUUUGCUAAAGAUAUUCUACAACAAUUUAUACGGCUAGACAUUCUCAUACAUAAUGCUGGUAUCAUGGCGACAAGUUAUAUGGAAACACAUGAUGGUUUUGAAUUACAAAUGGGUGUAAAUCAUUUAGGCCCAAUAUUAUUAACUGAGUUAUUAUUACCAUUAUUGUAUCAAGGCAAACCAUCACGUGUAAUCAUCGUGGCCUCGAAUCUAUAUCAACAAGGUAAUAUUGAUUUUGAAAAUUUAAAUUUACGCGGUGAUCAAUAUGGACCAUUUAAAGCGUAUAAUCAAUCGAAAUUAGCCAAUAUAUUAUAUAUACGUGAAUUAGCUAAACAUUUUGAUAAUUUAACUGUGAUUCCAAUGGCUGUACAUCCUGGUGCUGUACGUGCUGAAAUAUCUUAUACUGGAGAUCAUAGAUAUCAACUAUUUAUACGUACUUUCGGUAUAAGUCCAUGGGAAGGUGCACAAACUGCAUUAUAUUGUGCUUUAAUCAAUGAUCCUGUACCAGGUGGUUAUUAUUCCAAUUGUGAAAGAGAAGAAUUAACUGAAAUCGCUUUAAAUGAAUCACUCAGUCGUAAAUUAUGGGAUGUAACACGUGAAAUGGUUGGUUUACCGCCAAAUCUGUUAACUUUACCACCUUGA
Molecule: messenger RNA, 972 nt
Organism: Schistosoma turkestanicum
Lineage: Eukaryota; Metazoa; Platyhelminthes; Trematoda; Strigeidida; Schistosomatidae
Source: the annotation of a GenBank genome assembly